This is a messenger RNA of Pleurotus ostreatus (oyster mushroom), 624 nucleotides long. RefSeq lists its product as uncharacterized. The record is from RefSeq and is a predicted model, not a curated record. The transcript is spliced from 4 exons. Lineage: Eukaryota; Fungi; Basidiomycota; Agaricomycetes; Agaricales; Pleurotaceae. Gene Ontology annotation, biological process: mitochondrial fission. The coding region runs from base 1 to 624 and encodes 207 amino acids. Gene Ontology annotation, cellular component: mitochondrion.
AUGCCCGACACCGAAACUCAGACCGUCGCUCAAGCAGCGCAAGCAGAGGUCAAUGAACUCGUGGACAAUAAUGUCGACAGUACCGACUCCGAGCUCAGAUACAUGGCCUACGGUGCCCGUCUGAGAACCGCGCUGCGAGCUGGCUCCAGGUAUAUCGCAUAUACGAGUGACAUUGGGGAGGCCUUUCGCCCAGUAGUUCCCCCGUGGAUGGUGACGGCAGCGUAUGGGGUUUCCUGGCUUUAUCUCACUGGGGAUGUCACCUAUGAAUCGUACAAGGCUCAUCGCCGCGGGCCUACGCCGGUCGAAGCCGCUCAUUUCUCUGAGGCGACACGCAUAACAUUCGUCGCUGUAGAACGCGCCUGCUUCCAGUCCAUCGCUUCCAUGGCCCUCCCCGCUUUCACCAUCCAUACAGCCGUGCGGAUGGCUACGGGAGCAUUUAAGAACGUGCAGAAUCCCCGGGUAAAGUCUUGGGGCCCUACCGUCACCGGCCUCGCAAUCGUGCCCGUCCUUCCUUAUCUGUUCGAUCAUCCCGUCGAAUCAGUCACAGAAAAGGCGUUUGAGUGGGUUAAACAGAAGGUAGCGGAGCAACAGGCCCAGCAGCCCGACCGGAAGGAUGAGCUAUGA